This is a messenger RNA of Solenopsis invicta (red fire ant), 2689 nucleotides long. RefSeq names its product cytochrome P450 4C1-like. The record is from RefSeq and is a predicted model, not a curated record. Gene Ontology annotation, molecular function: monooxygenase activity; oxidoreductase activity, acting on paired donors, with incorporation or reduction of molecular oxygen; iron ion binding. Lineage: Eukaryota; Metazoa; Arthropoda; Insecta; Hymenoptera; Formicidae. The coding region runs from base 1042 to 2577 and encodes 511 amino acids. The transcript is spliced from 13 exons.
AAGAAAGGGAUCUAUCUAAUUAAUUUUAAUUUUUUUAAAUAUUUCUUUUAUUGCAAAAAAUAUUUAUGAAAACCGUUUAAGAGAUUAAUGCAAAAUCAUAUGCAACGUUAUACAUAUAACUCUCAUUUCAAAUGUUACUAAAACCUCUAAAUGUGCAUCAAAGUUUAUUUAUAAUGACGAUGAACUACAUAUUGUAAAAUGCAGGUUCCAUAACAUUCCAAUAACAUUAUUGAAAUAAUAUUUUUUGUUUAUUGGGGAAUUAUCAUCAAUUACUGAUACAGUAAUCAGUUUAUUGAAUUUAUCGGUUUUCUUUCUCAAGAGUCAAGUUGUUAUCUGUAUUGACAUUUAAAACUGAAUUUAAAAAUAUUAUUAAGAACAUCAAAACCAGCUUUAAUCUAAAAAAAGAAGAGAUAGCAUAUCUUAUUUUUCUUAAGUUAAGUAUUUAGUAUCAAUCUAACAAUAUCACAAAAAAACAUUUUUGAAAUCAAUUAAUCUAUUACGUAAAUAUUUUUUUAAAAAACAAUUUUGCUUAGUAAACAACAAUAGUAGCGAUUAACUAACAAAUUAGAAGCGAGAUAAUGAUAAGUUAGCAAUAAUGGUAACAGCUAAGAAAGUGCUAAAAUCUCAAUAUUAAGUAUAGAUUCAAUUUCAGGCACGUAAAAAUUUUCCACCUCUUCUUUUACAAAAUAUUACUCUUAAGUAGAAGUGGUAGAUACUUUAUCAUGAUGAUUCUUUAGAAUAUAUAAGUGACAAACAAGUAGAAUCAGUCAGUCUUAGUCAUUAAUGUUUACGCUUAAGUCUCAAUACUUGAAAAACUCAGAAUUUUACUCUUAAAACUAUCAAAUUAAGUAAUUAUAUUAAAUUUAAAUCUGUAUUUGGAAUUAACCUGAGUAAAGGUAAAUUUAUCAAUUUUAUCAAGACAAUGAUAAGAUUUGCGCAAGACAAAUAAAUAUUAAAUAUCAGUGAUACGUGCAAUUCAAGUACUAAAGGAACACAAGGAAAGUUGCUGCUGGUUAGAACUGUCAUAAUAUCACGACAAAGAUGUUUAUUACGUUAUUAUUAUUUAUUUUUAUUGUAUAUUUGGUGUAUCAUUAUUACGUACAUUAUGGACGAUUUGGACAAUUAAUCCAUAAAAUACCAGGACCACCAGGUUAUCCACUUAUUGGUAAUUUUUUUCUACUGAUGACUAAACAAGAACAUCUUAUAAAUCUUCUGUUUUCACUUUGUGACAAAUAUUAUCCAAUUUUUAGAACGUGGGCUUUCUUUGAAGGUUUCGUAUCUAUUCGUCAUCCCGAUGAUCUGGAGGUAAUACUAAACAGUUCAACAAAUAUCGAAAAGAGUAGAAUUUACUCUGUAUUACAUCCUUGGUUCGGUUUGGGUCUUCUUACUAGUGGAGGUUCCAAAUGGCAUUCCAGGCGAAAGAUAUUAACACCUACGUUUCAUUUCAAUAUACUUCAGCAAUUUGUUGAAAUUUUAAUCGAGGAGGGCGAGAGCAUGACAAACUCAUUAAAAAAUGCAGGAAGCACUAUUACAAAAGAUUUAGUACCGCUUAUUAGUGAACACACCCUGAAUGCAAUAUGCGAAACUGCUAUGGGCACCUCUCUACAAGGAAUGAAUUCCGUUCAGCAAGAAUAUCGAAAAGCAGUUCACCGGAUGGGUGAACUUUUUAUUUAUAGAUUAGUCAGACAUUGGCUAAUAAGUGAUUGGAUAUUUGCAUUAACAUCACAAGGAAGAGAGCAAGUAAAAAUUUUGAAAAUAUUGCAUGGUUUUACUAAUAAGAUUAUUGCAGAAAGGAAAGAUUAUCACAAACGCACCAAUGGGCAAUACUUGAAAAAUUUUAACCAAAGUAUAAUAACGGAUAAUGAAGAAAUUGUUGGAAGUAAAAAAAAACGGCUGGCUAUGUUGGAUUUUUUAAUAUACGCAUCUCAAGAGGGUCAUUUGACUGAUGUUGAUAUUAGAGAGGAAGUCGAUACUUUUAUGUUCGAGGGUCAUGAUACUACAUCAACCAGUCUUUGCUAUACUUUAGCAUUACUGGCCGAAAACAAAGAUAUUCAGGAUCGUGUUCGACAAGAAGUUGAUCUUGUUAUGCAAGAAAAUGAAGGAAAACUUACUAUAAAAUCGCUACAAAAUCUACAAUACUUAGAGAGAUGUAUAAAAGAAUCUUUGCGUUUAUAUCCGUCUGUUUAUUUCAUAUCACGAAUUACUACGGAAGAAGCGCAAUUAAAAUCACAUUUAAUACCUGUUGGAACAAUAAUGCAUCUUCAUAUUUAUGGAGUUCAUAGAGAUCCAAAUUUUUGGCCUAAUCCGGAUGUAUUUGAUCCAGAUCGAUUUUUACCAGAAAAUAGCCGAAAUCGUCAUCCUUAUUCAUAUAUACCAUUUAGUGCUGGGCCGCGUAAUUGCAUUGGUCAACGAUUUGCUAUGUUGGAAAUGAAAGCAAUGAUAGCUCCUUUAAUUCACAAUUUCUGUUUGGAGCCUGUUGAUCUCUUAAAAAAUCUCCGGGUAGGACCUGAUUUGGUACUACGUCCUCUUGGUGGGCAUCGAAUAAAAUUCAUCCCAAUCGCCACAAAAUGCAUAUAGGCAAACUUCAUAAAACAACUUCAUAAAACGACAAAUGUUUUGUAAAAUACAGAAUAUUAUACGUAUUUGUAAAAAUACACAAACAAUAAAAAUGUAAUUUCUUUCUAAUUAA